This is a messenger RNA of Raphanus sativus (radish), 2175 nucleotides long. Its product is annotated as indole-3-acetic acid-amido synthetase GH3.15. The record is from RefSeq and is a predicted model, not a curated record. The coding region runs from base 278 to 2059 and encodes 593 amino acids. Gene Ontology annotation, cellular component: cytoplasm. Lineage: Eukaryota; Viridiplantae; Streptophyta; Magnoliopsida; Brassicales; Brassicaceae. Gene Ontology annotation, molecular function: acid-amino acid ligase activity. The transcript is spliced from 5 exons.
UUGAAAAAGAAAAAGAAUAUUAUCAUCUGGAUAUUCUGGCACAGUUCUCCACGCCACACUUUUUGGCAUGUUUUUGUCUGUUUUCUCCAAGAUCUCAUCCGAAGUUAUGGGGGUAGAGAGAUGAAGAGGACAUAUCUCACUCACUUCUUCUGAAGAGAGAUCUCUUGCUCUUCCCUCUUUUGUAAAGUGACUUCUCUAUCCACAAGUGCUGCUAAGACUUUGCUUUAACAUAUUUAAGCGAGUAUUACUGCUGCAGACAAUCACAAAAGCAGUAAUCAUGUUGCCAAAGUUCGAUCCAAGAAACUCAGAAGCGUGUCUAUCCAUUCUCGAGGAUGUGACAACAAACGCAAAGCAGGUUCAAGAUUCCGUGUUGGAAGCAAUACUUUCACGCAAUGCCCAGACCGAGUACCUUAGAGGUUUCCUCAACGGUCAGCUCGAUAAGCAAAGCUUCAAGAACAACCUACCCGUUGUGACUUAUGAAGACUACAGCUCUUAUAUUGAUCGUAUAGCUAAUGGAGAGUCCUCUGAUCUCAUCUGUGAUCGUCCCAUCAUUGUUCUCUUGGUCAGCUCAGGGACUUCAGGAGGAGUUCCAAAGUUGAUACCUAUGACAGCAGAGGAGCUCGAACAGAGGAUGUUGUUUUCAUCUCUACAGAGACCUCUAAUCUCCAAGCAAAUCGAAGGGCUUAGUCAAGGAAAAUCUCUCAGCUUUUUCUUUGUGACCAGAGAAGGCAAGACAGCCUCUGGUUUGAUGGUUAGGACUAUGAUCACUUGUGUCUUGAAAAUGGUGGGCUCAGCCAACAAAGAUAUGUGGGAUCAAGUACAGAUAAGCCCACAUAGCCUUUAUACUUGUGAAGACACUACCCAAAGCAUGUACUGCCAAUUGCUUUGUGGACUUCUACAAAGAGAUAAUGUAUCUCGCCUUGGUGCACCAUUUGCUUCUUCCUUCCUCAAAGUAAUCAAGUUCUUGGAAGAUCACUGGAAUGAGUUAUGCUCCAAUAUAAAAACAGGUCGUGUCAGCGAUUGGAUCACAGACCCUCAAUGCCUUUCAGGGGUUGGUAAGUUCCUCUCAGUUCCACAUCCAGAACUAGCGAGCCUUAUCGAGCAAGAAUGCGGUAAAACAUCAUGGGAGGCAAUAGUGAGGAGACUAUGGCCUAAUGCAAAAUGCAUUGAAGCUAUUGUUACCGGCUCCAUGGCACAGUAUAUACCGAUGAUGGACUUCUAUUGCGGCGGUCUUCCUUUAGUUUCAACGUUUUACGCUAGCUCUGAAUGUUUCUUAGGUCUCAAUUUAAAUCUUCUGAGCAAGCCUAGUGAUGUGGCCUACACCAUUAUUCCAAGUAUGGCAUACUUUGAGUUCAUAGAGGUCGAGAAAGACAGUCAAGAAACUAGUCAUGAUCCCAUAAAGAACGUUGUCGAUCUUGUCGAUGUCAAAGUUGGACAUGACUAUGAACCUGUUAUAACAUCGUUUUCAGGUCUGUAUAGAUACCGUCUGGGGGAUGUUUUACGAGUGACUGGCUUCUACAACAACGCACCAGAGUUUCAAGUCGUGGGAAGAAAAAAAGUUGUUCUUAGCAUCGACAUGGACAAGACCUACGAAGAAGAUCUCCUCAAGGCCGUGACAAACGCUAAGCUCCUGCUCGAACCACAUGACAUAAUGCUCACUGACUUCACUAGCCGUGUGGACUCCUCCUCGUUUCCAGGACACUACGUGCUCUACUGGGAACUCGGGAGCAAAGUCAAAGACGCAAAGCUCGAGCCUGAUCCCGAGGUUAUGGAGGAGUGCUGCUUCACCGUCGAGGAGUCUCUCGACUCUAUUUAUAGAAAAGGACGUAAGAAUGAUAAGAACAUUGGACCGCUUGAGAUCAAGGUUGUCAAGAGAGGCGCGUUUGAUGAGCUGAUGAACUUCUUUGUGUCUCGAGGCUCUUCUGUGAGUCAGUACAAGACGCCGAGAUCGGUGAUGAAUGAAGAUGCGGUGAAGAUAUUAGAGGAGAGUGUAGUUUCCAAGUUUGUUAGCAGGAAGACUCCGUCUUGGGAGCUGCAUGAGCUGCAUUCCAGUCGAUAAGACCGCUGUUACAAUUUGCAUAAUAAUAAAUAAAAAGAAGAAAACUGAGCUUUGUAACAAAUAUGUAUUCGAAUACAAUAAGUCCAUCACAUGCAUGAUUAAUUUUUGAGAACGCA